This is a messenger RNA of Pimephales promelas (fathead minnow), 4209 nucleotides long. It is a transcript of the gene arhgap27, whose product is annotated as Rho GTPase activating protein 27. Gene Ontology annotation, cellular component: cytoplasm. Lineage: Eukaryota; Metazoa; Chordata; Actinopteri; Cypriniformes; Leuciscidae. The record is from RefSeq and is a predicted model, not a curated record. Gene Ontology annotation, biological process: signal transduction; regulation of GTPase activity. Gene Ontology annotation, molecular function: protein binding.
ACUUGGUUACUGUAAAAGCACUGGUGGUUUUAAAUCGCUGUGAGGAUCAGUGUUUGUCGACUCAGUCUCACACACCCUCUGCUCUCUUCACUCAGCCACGCUCAAACCCGUCUAGCAACACAAAUUUGGCCACAUUUCUUUCUCACCCUGACACAACAGCACUACAGGUCUAAAGUAUGGGGCUGACACAUCCUGGAUUAAUCGAGGGACAGACAUAGCUAAUAGUUCAUUAUUAGUGUGAAUUCUCCUGUUAUCCCAGAGCUCACCGAAGAAGGAGUCGAGGGAUUGUUCUGCUUUCCAAUGAUCUCAUGAUGGCUAUAUAUGAGCUUUGAUUUCCUGUUUGCACCGAACACCAGCCACAGGUUUGGGAUCAGCAGACGUGGGCCACUAUGUCACUUUCACAGCAGGUUCUGGUGAAAUUUGAAUACAAUUACACCACUCGAGAUGGCAGAGAGGUGUCCAUCAAACCCAACGAGCACUACACCCUGGUAGCCAAGACCAAUGAAGCCUGGUGGCACGUUCGGAGGCACGAGACGGACAAGCCUUUUUUCAUUCCAGCUAUGUAUGUGACCGAGCUCCCACCUGAAACAAACCAAACUCCUCUGGACCCUCCAGAAGAGUUUGGUGGAUUGAAACCAGUCAAGCCCAGCUCCGAGACAGCUCCUGAUAGUCUUCCCACCAACAUUAAACCUGCUGAGGUCACGCUUCGAGUCCCUGACUCCAUAAAACAAGACUCGGAGAAAGACGGCCAUAGAAUAUCAACAUAUAUCAUUCCAAAGGAAUUCUUUGAACUGAAGGGUUUGGAUCCAGACCCUUUAAAGGUUGAAGCAGAGGUUGUUCCUGUGCCUGAACUCCAGCUUUAUGACAAUGUUUCUUUCAACCCUGGUUCUCCAUCUAAUGGGCAAACACCACCCUCUAUCUUAUUGACACCUGCUUUUACAGAUACCACCUCAGAAUUGGAGAUCAAAUCAAUUGAGAGUCCAAAGGAGUCAAUAGAGAGUCCUCGGGUGAACUCAAAUUCCUUAGACCAAGAUAUUCAAAUGCUCAUUAGAGCUGGCUGGAGUAAAGACAUGUGGAACCUCAUGGAUACAGACACGAAUGUGUAUGAAAGUAUAAAUAUGGUGAGAGAACCAGAAUCCUCAAAACCUGAUGAGAAUAUGACCAUAAAGACACAGAGUUCGCCGGUCCUAAGCCCUGUUUCACCAGAUAAGCCUCUGGUAGAGGAUGACAACAAUCUCACAGCGGUGUAUGUAAACAUCCCACGUGUGCGUCGGAGUACCAUUGGCACCUCCAGUCCCAUAACUCCUCCAUUACAGAACUUCCCGGACCCUCCCGAUACCCUCCUUUUGGACUCUGCGGGAUGGGAGGUCCAUACUGACGACCAGAGUGGGCAAGAGUACUACUUCCAUCCCUCCACGGGCCGGAGCACCUGGGACUUUCCCCUCAGUUUCUCCAUGGAUUCGUCAGUGGCGACGGAAGAGGCCCGUUCUCCUCCCUCUUUCCCCCAGUCUCCCACUUGCUCGCCCGCAGGCCCUUCUCCUCAGAGAUGGAGCUCGGACUGGGAGAAAUUGCUGGAUGACAAUACUGGCAGACAUUACUUCUUUAACUCCGUGUCGGGCCAGAGCUCAUGGGAUCCCCCGGAGGACAUCAGCUCACCAGGGAACGCAACAUGUCAGGAAGAUUUCCCGCUUCCGCUUCCUGAGGAAGACUACCCAGCAUCGCCAGAACUGGAGGAAUCGUCUCCUCUCUCUAUGUCAGCAGAAUAUUCUUUGAUUAAUAUGAAGAAGGUCUUUAUUCCCAGAGUAAGUCUGGAUCAAAGCACCCCGCCAGGAUGGACCCUCAGCAUUGACCCUGAAGGAACUUGGGUCUUCACAAGCCACUUCACGCAGGAACAGUGGAUUAAGUCGCUAGAUGAUCGAGGGCGGACGUACUACUACCUAAGAGACGGCAGCAAGUCCCAGUGGAACUUACCUGAGUACUCUGGAAAUCCAGGGAAGUAUGGAGUCUCAGGAGAGCAGGACUCAAUGGGAUCGAAGCAAAGCUGGAGACACAGUACUGGAUACCAGGAAGAUAAGAGUCAUUCAUCAUACCCUCUGAAUAGAUCAGAUAGUGACGCCUCGAACUCUCCUGAGAUGCCACAUAAUGUUUCAAACUUGGAAAAGGCUGGAAUCCUGAACAAAACAAAAGUGUCUGAAAACGGGAAGAAAAUUAGGAAGAACUGGGGUAAUUCCUGGACGGUUCUCCAUGGAGGAAUACUGACUUUCCAUAAGGACCCAAAGUCCACGCCAACCGGAGCAUCGAGCAAGACCAAUCAUAUAGUCCCAGAAUUCACAGUUGAUCUGAAAGGGGCUACAAUUGGUUGGGCAACCAAGGACAAGUCAAGCAAGAAAAAUGUCUUUGAGCUGAAGAGUCGGAACGGCGCAGAGUACUUGAUCCAGUACGACACUGAAAGCAUCAUCACUGACUGGUAUAAAGUCAUCGUAGAUACCAUAAACCAGCUGGAUUUGGAUCAGCAUCACUCUGAAGAUGAGGAGGAAAUCAGUGAGAAGUCCUCAAGCUUAGACAGAGAGGAAAAAGCCUUUGACAAAAGAACUAUGAGCAAUGCAUCUCGAAUGACUUCUGAAGCCGAUCAGAAGAAGGUUCGCUCCAAACUGAAGAAGUUUCUCCUCAAGCGGCCCACCCUGCAGUCAGUCAAAGAGAAGGGAUAUAUCAGAGAAAAUGUAUUUGGAUGCCACUUGCACAAUCUCUGUAACCAGGAGAACACGACAGUGCCCAGCUUUGUGGAGAAAUGCAUCCGGGCGGUAGAGAAAAGAGGUCUGGGGAUCGAUGGACUCUACAGAGUUAGUGGGAAUUUGGCAGUUAUCCAGAAACUGCGUUUCAAAGCAGAUCAUGAGGAUCUGGACCUAGAGGAGAGUAACUGGGAUAUCCAUGUGAUCACAGGAGCACUGAAGCUCUUCUUCAGAGAGCUGCAGGAGCCUCUGUUCCCUUACAAUCUCUUCAAUGAUUUCAUCUUUGGCAUCAAAAUCCCUGAUUAUUUAAAAAAGAUCACACACAUGACAAAUAUUGUACGGUCUUUGCCAGCACCCAACCGUGACACAAUGGAGGCCCUCUUCAGCCAUUUACGCAAGGUCGUUCAACAUGGUAAUGAGAACAGAAUGACUGUGCAGAAUGUGGCUAUCGUCUUCGGCCCAACGUUACUCAAACCAGAGGUGGAGACAGCGAACAUCACCACAUACAUGGUCUUCCAGAACCAGAUUGUAGAAUUCUUACUCAAUGAAUUUGAGUCGAUCUUCCACAUGUGAUUGACUUGAACUUGCACUGAAUAAAAAAUUUAAAAAAACUCACAAAUGCUGGAGAUAGUGGGAAAGAAGGUGUAAAACUAAUCUUAGUCCAGUGAGAAGGACAUUAUGUAUCAGUUCUGUGAAGAAAAGCCUCUGACUGGCACAUUAUGCAGAAGGUUAUUAAUAGAUAUGCUACAAAAAUCUAGAAAAGUAGCCUCCAUGAUUCAUUUAUUAAUAUCACUGAAACGGAAUGAAGGUUUUACAUGAACAGUUUAAAUAUUGAAUCGGCAAUACACAUUUUAGUAUAGUUUAAAUAUUUUGAUGUUUCUUUUUAGAAUUAGGGAGAGCUCCCAUCACAGAACGUUUUCUAAGAAUAUUUGUGAGCUUUCUUUUUAAAAUAGUUAAUCAGCUGCGACUGGCUUUUCUUGCUACAAACGAAAGAAAUCAGUUAAAUAAUAAUUUAGUUUAACUUUGCUUUUCUGUGGUCUAUUGCCUUUCUAGAGUCCUGUGAAACACUGUACAUGUUUUUAUCCCAUUCCUUGACAAUGUGACAAUAGAUGAAAGAUAUUAAAGUACAACAUUUUUAUGUUUAGGUAUCAAUUUGAGUUUUUCUUCGUUGUAAACUUGCAUCUGUAACAUAGAACUUUACAAAGAAAAUACAUACUGCAGGCCUGUAAUUGUAAACUGGAAAUGCUAAGUUGUAAGACUUGUACAUUGUCAUUAAAGGCAGAAUAUUUUAGGUUUGGUGGUACCAAAAUAUAGAAUCUGUGAAAUAGAAUUUGCACAUAGCAUUAAUAUUUUAUGAAAAUUGGCACACUUAUAUGUAAUAAUCAUUGUAAGAUGUUUAAAGGUGUGUGUAUAUAGAAAAGGCAUAUUUAUGCUGUACAUUACCCGAAGCAAGCUUUUAAUAAAGUAACUCUUUUAUAAA